Mesorhabditis spiculigera is the source of this 1428-nucleotide messenger RNA. The record is from the annotation of a GenBank genome assembly. Lineage: Eukaryota; Metazoa; Nematoda; Chromadorea; Rhabditida; Rhabditidae.
AUGUCCGAGGAGCCGCAGAACAUUACUUUCCUAUCGACGAAAAAGACGGUGGCCACGUUUUAUCAGGGGUCAAGCUCGAACACGGCCAUCUCGAUUCGGCCAAAUUCCUUGAAUUGCACAGUAGAGCUAUUUUCUUAUGGAUGGCCAAGUGACGCCGGAAAAGCAUCAUAUCUCCUAUUCAGUUUUAGCCCCUCAAACUACCGUAACCUCACCCCCAGCCAAUAUUGGGGCCGGGCGGUAACUCUAGUGUUACCAGCAAGUUGCGCUGCCGGAUUUCAGAUUGAAAAGAUAGAGGCUCCCGAGACUACAAACUACACCCUGGGGGCCCGCGAGAAUUUUGGGUACAUUUCGAGUCGGGAUUACCCCCUCGUUGGUGAUGCUGGACCUUCGAAAAUUUCAAUGAAUGUUCUAUUGAAUGAAACUGUGCUCAACGACUCUGAGGUGCAGCUGAACCUGCUGGAAUUGGUGGCAUACGAGCCGGCCAGUAGUUCCGACCAGUUGAUGAUCAUCUUUGGCGAGGCCGGCUCGAAGAACUUCUCAACUCCGCAAAAAAAUCUACAGGUUAAGGGCACCGGGCAAAUGCAGGUAUUUUUUGAACCCGCUAAAAUGGACUCGCAUUUUUUGAUUCGAUACGAGACGAAAGCGGUGUCAGAACGAAAGACCUUCGUGAAUUUGAAUGCAGUCGAUUCGAGCUACACUUUAAAUGGAAAUAUGGUCAAGGAUAUUGACAUUUUCUCGAUCUAUGUCGACGGCCAGCCGACCACCUAUGUUUUUCCAUAUUUUGCAGCCCAAUCCCAGACUGAUUUUGAAAUCAUCGAUGCGGAAAAUAAUGUUUUUAGCUCCAAAGACCUCUCUGCCGCCUCGAACUUUACCGGCAACAUUCAGAUCGAUCUUACUGGGAACAAAAACUUUGAGUUUGCCCUCAUCUUUCGACUGGAUUAUGGAAAAAUUGAGCUUUCAAACGAAGUAGAUUUUGCCCUGCUCCCGCUGGACGCCUCGAAGUCGGUGACGGUAGAGAUUGGCACCGAAAACCGAACCUCCGUUUACUCCUUUGUCACUCCAUUCAACAGAACCUUUCCCUGUAGUUGUUCUCAAAUUUCGCUAUAUACGGGCGGUUACUACAGGAAUGUUACGACCUCCCCGGAUAAGUACUUGCUCUAUGAAUUCGGGGAAAAUUAUACUGACUACUUUUACGCAAGUCAAAUUCGAGCGUUCUCCUUCAGCUUAGCAAUUCCAGAAAAUUGCGAUGUAUCGUUGGAACUAACUGAAAAUUGUGAAGGAAAUCCCGACCUUUCCUAUAAUACAGUCCCCCUCGGCGGUCACGGCUUCUUUAUGAGUGACGCCUAUCGACAAAACGACAACUUUUGGGGAAUCGACCCUUGGAAGUCGAGAUUCGUGCCAAUGACACGGAGAGUCGGACUUGAACCU